AUGCGAAGUAAACAGCCCGAGUGUAAGACGCGAAUCCAUUGGCUGCGCGGCUCCAGAGAACUGAUCCGAGGGACGGCACUCAGUGUGCGGUUCCAAUGGAAGGAUUCCCAGCAACUGGGCUGUGUGGCCUCUGCUUGGUGCUUGGUAGAGCUGUGCGGCUGGCACGACUUGGUCACAGCAGAUGGGCCAGAGUUCAUCCAAACGGCCGUGGAGAGCAUCGACAGUAAGGUGGUCUCCAAGUGUUUGACGCUACCAGAGAAGUGGGGUCAACUCAGUGGAGGAUCAACCGGGUCUCUGCAGUUGGCAGCUCUGCUGCUGGUCUCUGUGGUAUCUUCCCUGCGGCUGCAGCUGAAUGUGAGGGCCUCAGUGGAAGCCAUGUCUGAAGCCUUUGAGGAAGGCAUGCCUGAGUCUGAGACCACAUCUUUCCUGCCGUUUCUGCUGCUGGCACUGCUGGCAGUUGGUUAUUGGCUGUGGAGCCGUUCAGGGACUGACGCUGCAGCUGCAGCUGCCCCGCUUCCCAACGCGGAGGAGUUGCGUCGAAGACGCCUGGAAGCCCUGCAGGGCAAGGUGUCCACGACUUCCACUGAGGCAGCUGUGGCAGCACCAGUACAGGCCACGGCUGAAGAUGGGCUGCGCAAGCGUGCUGUGGCAGAGGAGGCGGCAAAAGCCAGGGAGACCAAGGAGACCAAAGGGACCAAGGAGACUGAGACCAAGGCUGAUAAGGCUCAGCCCAAACCUGAAGCAACCCCAACACCUGCCAAGGCUCAGAGCAACCAGGGCCCAGCCAGAAAGGAUUUGUCGAGCACACAAAGUGCCCCCAAGCCCAAGGAGGAAGUGCCCAAACCGGUGCCACCGGUGCCACCGGUGCCACCGUCAACCCUUGCUUUGCGCGCUAGAGGGACACUCAAAGGCACUUCCCAUGUGCGCAAUGUGGAAGUAAAGGGCGAAUCGAAUGUGGAGCAACUGCAAGCUGAGGUCUCGAUGGCAUUCCCAGAAGCUGCAGGUUCCAAAGUGCGGAUUUUCUUCAAUGGAAAGGAGCUCAAGACUCUCACAGACAGCUUGGACUCCCUUGGCAUUUCCAGCAAUGUUUGCCUACAGGUGAUGUUCACCCCUGUUGGUGCACAGGUGAAGCAGGAGGUCGAAGAGGCAAAGAAGGAAGAUGUAAACGCUGUGAAAGAGCCUCCAACAGUUUCAGAACUUCCAGCUCCAGAGGAAGAGGCUUUGAGUGUUCGAAUCCAAAGCACCGUCAAGGGGCACACCAGUGCAUAUGUCAUCAAGGAGUUGACUACCUGCAACAGGGUCUUGGAUUUGGAAGCCCUAAGCCUGGGUGCGUUUGCACCAGGUGAGGGCAUGCGGCCACGUUUGUUCUUCAUGGGCAAGGAAUUGAAGGAUGGCGAGGCCUUCCUUGGCCAUGUGGGUUUAAAGCCCAACGGCACCGCGACGGUGCAGGUGAUGUUUGCCACUGGAGAGCCUCGCAUCGCUGCCAGGGUGCCGGUCUCUGAGGAGGCCCCGGUGGCCACCGCAUCAGCGGCUGCUGGGGGAAGUCCCAGCCCUGCGGUGGAGGAGGGCACGAACGAGGCAGUCCUGGCUGCAGCAGCUGCUGCUGGUUGUAACGUCUCGGCCCUGCAGGGCACUGGAGAGGCUACCGUGGGGACGACUGGAACCCCGGCAGAGGCAUGGCGUGCCAUGGCGGGAUUGGAGGAACAGCUGAGUCGAGAGACUGACAUGUCGGAGGAACAAUCGGUACGUCAAGCCUCAGGGAUGUUGAGGCAGCUGCUCACGACAGCCACCCAUGACGAUAACCCGGGCCUCAUGCAGUUUGCACAGUCCGCCGUUCCCGAUCUUCAGAGGAUUUGGAGCUUUGAGCCCACGCGAGAGUUUUUGCGGCGCUUCCACACCAUGCAGCAGAUCCUAAUCGAAAGCUUGGCCAGUGGCGGUGAAGGGCCUUAUGACAUGAUUGCCAGGUGGCUACAUGAACCUGCUCUGGGCUUGCCCAACGAGAACGAGUUCCGGUGCUUGGUCUCUUUCAUGAUCGGGCAAUGUAUUUGUCCACCCUUGGCCUCGACUCCGUCCCUGGAUCUGGAGACGGUCUUGGCAGCUCCCGGAAAGUCUUUGCAACCGCAGAGAGAGCCUCUGCCACCGGUGGAUCCCAAGGCCCGGAAAGCUGUGGAGCAGGUGCCAGAACCGGAAUUCCUUGGAGCGCCCCCAGUGGCGGAGUGUGGCACACCGCCUGCUGCGCUGUUGGAUAAGAUAGCACAAGAAGUGAUGAAAGAGGACUGUGCAGUUUUUUUUUUGAGACAGCGACCAGAGGACCAGCGGCUGCAAGAAGCACAAGGGCCGAAGAUGGAAGGACCCAUCUUCAGCACAAUGUUGUGUCACUUGCUUUUCGCUCUGGCUGUCAUGGUGCCUGCGCACCCAAAGGAAGCAGCCCAGUCCUCUACAGUCCGUGGCGCAGCCUUCGCACAACUCAUCAAGGUGCAGCACAUUGUGGCACAAGGCAUUUUGCCCAAGGCCCUGUAUGAACCUGCUGAUGGAGAGCGGGCAAAGUUAUUCCUCUACGUGCGAGCCACCGCAUGUGUCCGAUCGGCGCUGCAGACCAUCAUGGCCUCAUGGUUUGCAGCGGACUUCGGGGCGCGUUUCGUGAUCACCGAGGAAGGCGGCAAGGACUUCAUCCAGUACUGCUGCAAGCACAUCAAUCAGGCUUACAACCACAAGACCGCGCUCACGCGCGUGACGGGAUCACCCUGGGAGCGAGUGAUGUUGUCGCAAGGCGCCGUGGCAUCCCAGGGCAUCCCAGGGCAUCCCGAGAAUCCCACCGCGAAACAUGGCAGGGCCACGAGGUCACUGAAACCCACUGAACGUGGCCAAGCUGCAGCGCGCGUGUGGAGCAGACUGCAGGGUGCGGCGAAAUCAGUUGUUCGUCGUUUAGAUCCUGAUGAGUUUUCUGGUGAUGAUGGUCUUACAAAACUGCUUAGCAUUUUACAGGCCUCACCAUUACAACAGCUGCCUGUGCCUGACAGUUUCAGCCGUUUGGAACGAUGGCACCAACUGAGGCGACGUGAUCAUGAGACGAUUGCAGAGCUUUUGGUACGCGAAGAGGAUCUAUGGGUUCAGAUGCAAAGCGCAUUAAUCCGCGCUCGAGCAGAUCGUGGGCCAAAACCUCCGGAGGUCCCACGUGUUUCUUCUGGUAUUUCUCCAUCAGCUGAAAGUACAAUGAGUCCUAUGGUUGGAGCAGUGACUGGUGCUAGGCGUAACUGGCAUGCAAGUGGCUCUGGACCGGUGUUGCCAACAGUUUCAACACCACCUGCGGCUCGUCCAGCAACUGGAGAUUUCACUGGAGCAUUGGACACCUCAGACUUUUGGUCCAAUGAACUGCGUGGCUACCGUCUUUUGAAGGCGGCACAUCUGACCCGUCAGGAGUCUGUUAAUUCUCUACUUGCCCGGGUUGAGCAAUUGGAAUUGCGCGUUGCUGAGUUGGAAUCUUUGCAAGAGUUUGAGGUGAUCCGAGAAGAGCCCGCACGACCCAGUGCCUCUGGGUACCGUUCCAAUUCUUCUCCACCUGUCAUUAGCGAGGAGAGACGUGUCAUUUUGGAGCGGAUUGGACAUUGGUUGCGUUCUUGUCUCAACGACGAACGUCGUGGUCUGUCUGGUCGUGAAUUGCUGCCUGAGGGAAACCGGUACUACUUGGUCUUGCGUGCCUUCAGUGGUGAGGUUUUUGAUCCCGUCCUGGUUUUUGAUUCCUUGAGCCAAAUCGUUCCAAUUGUGAAGCCCCUGGGGCAUCCUGGUGCUGUAGUGGCCUUCCAGCAGGCAGUGAUGCCAGCCGUUCCUCCUCUGGACGCAGCCCCAGAGGAAGAAGAAGAAGAAGAAGAGAGAGGGUUUUGCAUUGGAGAGUGCUUUUCCUUCCGAGAAGGGUCAGCUUGGACUUUUGCCCUUCGCCGACGCGUCGUAGCAGUAGCAGACGACAAGUUUUCUUUCCUGUCUGCAGAGUCGGGUCACCCAGAGGACCCUGCUGUGUCCGAACGUCUAGCAAAGUUAGAAGAAGCCAUAGUCAGCAUAAAAGAUGCAGCGCUGCAGUUGAGCCAGAAGUCCCAGCCUCCACAGCCUCAGCCGGGAGCAAAGAGCAAAGCGACUCCAGCCCUGCGGCCUCCCGACAAGAACACCAAAGCCGCCGAAGAUGGCUUGCCCGGCCUGGAUCCCGCAGUUGUAAGAUCAGCCCUCCAGGCCGGGAUAGGACGAGACCAAUUGCAGAGCCUAAGCCAGUUCCUUGGUGGGAAGAAACCAGCCGUAGGAGACGUAGCAGCUUCCAGAGGUCGGACUCCAAAGGUCCGUUUCAACGAGCUAGGAGAAGUAGACGAAGAGGAUGCAGAGGGUCCCACAGCCGAGCCUGCCCUAGGAGCCCCAGCAGAUGCCAUGCAGGCAGCUCUUUUGAAGCUGACGACAAUAGCCGAGGGUUUGACCAAAAGCCGCAAAAAGUUGUCCUUGGAAGAUUGGUCAGACGAUUUGCCAGCGUUACAGGAUUCGUCAUCCUCCAGUUCAUUUGUUGGGGGAAGCUCCAGGAAGCAUGCUGCUGUGCUAGCCAGCCUCCGGAAAGCCUUGAAAGAAAACCCAUCCGAGCUUUAUCGUGUGAUGGAAUCCCGUAUGCUGGACGACUUUGGCUCAGCCGGGACUGGACCAGGAGAGCCCUUCAGGCCAGGCACGUUUCGAGGCUGGGCAGAGCAUCGCUCUCGAAUCCCGAACAUCAGUGGUACUGUUCGCCUCAUCUGGGCAGUUUGUGGUGCUUUGGACUCCUUGAGGGCGGGCCGAGUGCCCGAAGCCCAGGCUCGCUUCCCCAUGAACAACAUCUUCCAACUUGCAGCUCAUGGAUGCAACGAAACCAUCAACGCCACUGGAUUCUCACCUUUUCAGUGGGUACGCGGAGGAGCUGAUCGAGAUCAACCUCUUCCAGGUCUUGACCCCAAGAAGAUGUUUGAAGGUUUGUUGCACCUCAAAGAGAAAGCCAAAGCAGGAUAUGAACUUGAGAGCGCGAAACAACGCCUGUCAAAGCUCAACAACAGUGUUGGCAGGGCACCUCAAGUUUUCAAACCUGGAGAUUUACUCAUGCUUUGGCGUCAAAAGAACCGCCCAGGACGUGUGACAGGAGCUUGGGUUGGACCUAUCAGACUUUUGCUGCAGGAAGGUGGAACACUGUUGGCGACGGGAUCCACUUUGAUCCGAGCACGAACCAAUCAGGUUCGGGCAUGCUCCAAGAAUGAGGAGCUUAGUGCAAUGCUUGAAGGAGCAGCAGUUCUGUCGACACCAACAACUGUCGACGCCUUGAUGAAGCACUUCACUGGCAAGCACUAUGUCAAUGCCACCGGUGAAGUUCCCUCAGAACAACAACGACAAGCCAACCUACAAGGAGCCGAAGUUGCACUUGCUCCUGGAUCAGAUUUUCGGCCAGACUCAUGGAAGAUAGAAGUUGAAGGCCGUGAACGUUGGUUGGUUCGACAACACAAUAUGCCUAGGUUGACCCUCUUCAUUCCUUCGAGAACACAAGCCUGUCCCAUCGAUGAAGCGAAAUUGACAGGGAAGAGAGUCACCAAGGUGAAAGCCAUGACCACUGGCGCUCAAGAAGUCGUCAUUGAGGAUGACUACAAGACCGACAAUGCACCUCAACGACAACUACAAGAGCGAUGGCGUGGCCAAACAAGGUUUCAAAUCGAGGAAGAUGUGAAGAGGCCCAAGAUCACUCCGAAGGAGAAAUCUGACAGGAAGAGACAAACAAUGUCAACUUCUUCUGCGCCUGCAACAUCCUCCCAGCAACAACCAGUUUCACAACCAGAGCAUGAUGUACAACCGCCACCAGUUCCCAAUGAGUCUGGUGACGAAGAGGCGCUGCGGAGUGAUGGAGCUCCAGCCGGUGAGAUAGCCGGUCAGCUUUUGCCUGAAGUUCCUGAGAUCAAUCCCUUGACCACUGCUCUACGAGAUCGCGGUGCGUCAGUUGUGGAUGGAGUUCCAACUAUGCGCAGGGAUGAUCAAAACCAAUGCGCAGUGCCUGAAUGUGCUCACCCUGGUGGACAUGAUGGACCACAUAUCGAUGCAGAGGAAAAGAAAUUUUCCUGGGAGCCUUACAGUGGUCGCGUGAACGCUCAGAUGAGCGACGGUGAAUCUUCUUCAACAUCAUCAGAUGAGUCAGAUGAACUGAUUCCAGAUGACCAGAACAUAAGAAGCCGAAGAAGGAGAAGAAAAGCGACCCCUUCUAUGUCUUGGAGAUUCCGAUGGAGGAGGAAGACAUCCAAUACCUUGCUGAGAAGCCUCGCAGAGCGACUGCUUGGAUGUCAAAGAAGCUGGAAUCUCGCUCCAAAGAGCUGCGCUGGAGCCAAAUGCCCAUAG
This is a messenger RNA of Cladocopium goreaui, 6372 nucleotides long. The record is from the annotation of a GenBank genome assembly. NCBI's taxonomy places the organism in Eukaryota, Dinophyceae, Suessiales, Symbiodiniaceae.